Molecule: messenger RNA, 4468 nt
Organism: Falco peregrinus (peregrine falcon)
Lineage: Eukaryota; Metazoa; Chordata; Aves; Falconiformes; Falconidae
Product: patched domain-containing protein 3
Exons: 4
Coding region: 53-2665 (870 amino acids)
Cellular component (GO): membrane
Source: RefSeq, a predicted model, not a curated record
GGGGAGCUGCUGCCGGGGAGCUGCUGCCGGCGGCCCGUGCCCCGCCUCGCCCAUGGCGGAGCCGCGCGCCGCGAAGGGCUGCUCCUGCAGCAACACCGACUGCCUGGAGCGGCCCCUGCGGCGGCUCUUCCGAGGGCUGGGGCGCGGCGUGGCCACCUGCCCCUGGCCCUUCGUGCUGGUGCCGCUUCUGCUCUCGGGCGGGCUGGGCGCCGGCUUCGUGUUCCUGCCGCAGCGGCAGGCGAACGACAUCGAGGGACAGUUCACGCCGACGUCGGGGCCAGCCAAGGCCGAGCGCGACUUCGUGCGGCAGCACUUCGCCACCAACGACUCGGAGGGCUUCUCCGCCCCGCGGCUGCCCACCGAGGGCGCCUACGCCGCCCUCAUCGCCGUAGCGGCGGAAGGGGGCUCGAUCCUGGAGCCGGCGGCGCGGCGCGACGUGCUGCGGCUGGACCAGCUGGUCACCGCCCGCGGCUACGAGCAGCUCUGCGCCCGCAGCGACGGCGCCUGCACCAGCCCCAACCCGCUGCUGCCGCUGCUGAGCGGCGCGUCGGAGGCCGCCCUGGGGAACCUCACCUUCCCCGUCAGCCACGGCGUUUUCCUGGGGGCCGCGCUGGGCGGCGUGCAGACGGGCGCCGGCGGGCGGCUGCUGUCGGCGCGGGCCCUGAAGCUGAUGUACUACCUGCAGGAGGACGGCCCCGCGGCGGCGGAGAGCCAGCGGUGGCUGGAGAGCUUCCUGCGGGACGUCCCGUCGGAGCUGGCGGCGUUGGGCCUCACCGCCAUCCAGGUGACUUACUUUACCUCGCUGUCCAGACAAGAGGAGUUUGAAGGAAAUACCAAGAGCGUGAUCCCACUCUUCUCCAUAACUUAUUUCUUGACAAUAACCUUUUCAAUCGUCUCUUGCCUAAGACUGAGCUGUAUAAGAAAUAAUAUCUGGCUUGCAUGCUGUGGAGUGAUUUCAGCCGGUUUAGCUGUAUUAAGCGUCUUUGGAUUGAUGCUCUUCUGUGGAGUGCCGUUUGUGGUCACUGUAGCAAAUGCACCAUUUCUUAUUCUAGGAGUUGGUGUUGAUGACAUGUUCAUCAUGAUUGCUUCCUGGGAGCAAAGUUUAAGAAAGGGGAAAUCCGACGUUAAAUCUCUGCUGGCUGAGACUUAUGCAGAAGCAGCACUUUCGGUGACCAUCACCACUCUCACAGAUGUUUUGGCCUUCUACAUUGGCACCUGGACUGCUUUUCCAUCUGUGAGAUCAUUUUGCCUCUAUACAGGCACUGCUUUUGUCUUCUGCUAUAUAUAUACCAUGACCUUCUUUGGGGCAAUUAUUGUGUUAAAUCAUAAAAGGGAGCAAGGAAACCGACACUGGCUGACUUGUAUGCCUGUGGGAGUGGAUAAAGAUCAGGCUGGGGAGUCCUGCUUGUACAAUGCUUGCUGUAUAGGCAACUGUUCUAGGCAGUCAUCUCAGCUGGAAACUAAACAGCCAGAAAGUGAACAUCCAAUGAUCAUAUUCUUUAAAGAAUAUUAUGGUCCUUUUUUUACAAACAAAUGGGUCAAGCUACUUGUGGUGUUGCUGUAUGGAGCAUAUUUGGGGGGCAGUAUUUAUGGGUGUACUCAGAUCAGGGAAGGCAUUGAUCUUCGAAAUCUGGCAAGUGAUGACUCUUACAUUAUUCCAUACUAUGAUGACAAUGACAGAUACUUCUCAGCAUACGGACCUAGGGUCAUGGUUGUCAUUACUGAAAGUGUAGAUUACUGGAAUGAGACUGUUCGUCGUGGCAUUGAGAACUGCACACAGAAUUUAGAGGGAAUUUCCUAUGUAGAUAAGAACCUCUCAGAGUCAUGGCUGAGACUGUACACAACACUGGCUGGAAGUGGCUUAAUAAAUAUAAGCAAUAAGACUCUUUUUCUUAAUAACUUACGUAUACUGUUCAGCAUUGUUCCCAGUUUUAAGUGGGAUGUUAACGUGACUCAGGAUAAAAUAGAAGCUUCACGUUUCUUCAUCCAGACAGUGAAUGUGACCUCAGCCAUUGAUGAGAAAAAUCUUCUCAGUCAGUUACGAGAGACAGCCGAGCAGUGCAGUAUUCCAAUGAUGGUGUACCACCCAGCGUUCAUCUACUAUGAUCAGUACCUGGUAAUAGUGCAGAACACCAUUCAGAACAUUGUCGUUGCUGCUGGGGCAAUGCUUAUUGUCUCCCUCUUGCUUAUUCCCAACCCACUGUGUUGCUUGUGGGUGACUUUUGCUAUGGCUUCUGUUAUAGUUGGUGUUGCCGGUUUCAUGACGUUUUGGAAUGUCAAUCUAGAUUCCAUAUCCAUGAUCAACCUGGUCAUUUGUAUAGGGUUUUCCGUAGAUUUUUCUGCUCAUAUUUCCUAUGCCUUCGUUACAAGUGGGGAGUCAUCAGCCAACAAAAGGGCAAUCGAAGCUCUGUCCCUGCUAGGUUACCCAAUACUACAAGGUGCAGUUUCUACUAUAUUAGGAGUAGCUGUCCUGGCUGCGGCAAAAACCUACAUCUUUAGGACAUUUUUCAAGAUCAUGUUCCUUGUUAUUUUGUUUGGGGCUCUUCACAGUCUUGUGUUUAUUCCAGUGUUUUUAACCUUUUUUGGAAACUUUGGGAGAUCGCCCCACAAUACUAAAGCUCAAAAGCUAGAGCUUAGGUUUAGAAAUGAUAAAGAUUGUCCGUGACUAAGUUAAAUGUAAUAUAUUCUGCAUUUAUUGUAUGUAAAGUGCAGUGACUUUCAGGGGGUAUAAGAAAUGAAGAAAAUGAAGGACAGAAAAAUAAAUACAACAGGGAAGUAGUGGCUUCAGGAAGCCCAGGCAAGAAAAGUAACAGAAGAGAAAAGGUAAAUGGACAGAAUGAUUUGCAUUACCAUACUUCUGUGUGUGCUUGACUACAACAGCUUAAUGUUAAAUAUUUAUUUUUUGUGUGACUUUUUUACUUGAAUGGAUUAAAAUUAUUACAAAAUGUGCCAUCAGCUUAAUGGACUAUGUUACAGGUUUGUCAGACAAUGUGCACAGGAGGGAACAAUAACUCCCACUGGUUUGCAUUUCCUGCCUUUUACCUUGAUGCUGUAACUCAGCUCAGCACUGAGCCUGAAGACAGUUUCUCCCCAGGAGGCUUAAACCUGGAGGUUUUACAAGCAGGAUUAGAAGAGGUCAGAACUGCCUUGGACUGCAGUGGCUUAUAAGCCUUCAGGAGCCAAAGUCUGCUUAGGCUCCUCAUGCAGCACAAGAAACCCUUAGGGAAGACAAACUAACUCACGUUUUCUGUUUGAAAUUCUUCUUUUCCUGGCAUCCCGUUUCCUGUCUAAGGUUAAACAUCUUGUAGCUUCUGUUCAUUGCAGUUUGUGAAGGAAUGUGCUGUAGGUGAUUCAACUUGUGUCAACCUCCUGGGUAACCACCAUGGAAGACACUGUGCCAUGGCAUGACAGGGCAAGGACUCACUAGAGAGAAUCGCACCCUCACUGAGGACCAAACUGAAAAAGCAGCUCAGGGCAUCAGUCAUUAAAAUAUAAACCCAUAAAUUCUAUUAUGUUCAGCAGCCACAACCCAUCCUGUGAUGCGUUGAUAUUGCAGAGGAGCUUUCAGUAAGAGUGAAGAAUAUAUGAGGUGGUCUUUUAACCUGUAGGGACAAGACACUGGAUGAAAAUUCUUAAUUUGUCACCAAUUUAAUGAGCUAUGUGUUGGAAAUCAAAUGAAUGUUGGUAACUGAUGUUUGUAAUUUUGGAAAAACUGGUCUAUGAAUUAUUAAAUUGUUAAGUUCAAGUCUGCAGCUCUGGAAUGUUGCUUCUGAGAGAUGCAGCAAGUGUGACAAAGCCAGGGUCCGCCUCCGUUCCAUGUGGAUUUAUGACCAGUUGCAUGGGACCCAAUAGACAGGGCAGAAUCCUUCUGUUUGUUUCAUGAUGUCUCCGUUUAUGGGGACCAGGGACUGGAAAUGAAGUCACUCAGGCAUGAGUAAUCAACUUCCAGGAAAAACUGAAAGUACUGACGCUGAUUUCUAGAGCAGUGACUCACGGUCUACAGGUGUUAAAUUAAUUUCCAUUUGGAGUCACUAUGAAAGCUACAUAACAAAGCUCAAGAUAAAUCACUGACAGCCAAGAAGAAAUUGUGUGACCAGUUACUUAGUAUUGGCUGAAUGUGGAAUGCAACAAAAGCAUUUACCAAAGAACACUGGCAACUUUCAGUUCAUUAUUAACCAAGUUACGACAAAAAAUCAAACCCCAAAACUUGUCAAAAAAAAUUUGAUUCUGUGCACAUCCUCUCAAAUUGGGGGGGACAAAAAAACCAGUGUGCCAGAGACCUCAACGUGGGGUUUACCUGAAACUUUGCUAUGAAUAUAUGCAUACUACUUUAUGUUAGUUGCUCAGGUGCUACAGUGAUGGAUGAAAAUAAAACCUUUAGAAUGCUCUGAAGAGUAACAACUACAAUCCUUUUAUUAAGACGUGUCACAGAUCCCUUUGUAAAAGCAAAAUCAAAUCAAGCACAAAG